Paramecium pentaurelia is the source of this 178-nucleotide messenger RNA. Lineage: Eukaryota; Ciliophora; Oligohymenophorea; Peniculida; Parameciidae. The record is from the annotation of a GenBank genome assembly.
CAUUCUAUUAGCUUAUGCUAUGGAAUAAUUGUCAAAUGAAGUCUCGACUACUCAAAUCACAACUGUGUGUGAUGGCCCAAAAGUUGUUGAUACACAAAUACUACAAAAUUGGAACUCAAAUUUCUCAAAAACUGAGGAAAUGCUCCAAAGUUUUUAGAAGACUACAGCUUAACUUUGA